AUGAACCUGGAUGAUGUUCGUGCCCAGGCCAUCGGACAACUCUGCUCCACGGGCUCGCUCAAGAGCAAUCUUGAUCAAUGUGUCAAGCUUGCCACAAAAGCCUCCCAAGGAGGUGCCAAAAUCCUAUUCCUACCAGAGGCGUCUGACUACAUCGCCUCCAGCGCGCAGGAGUCCCUCGCCCUAGCCGUACCGCAGGCCAUGUCACCUUUUGUCGCCGGUCUGUGCGACACAGCCAAGCAGCACGGCCUCGCCAUUCACGUUGGGAUCCACGCCCCGUGCCCCUCCAUCCAGGACAAGCUCGUCAACCGCGCGCUGUACAUCCAGGAGGAUGGCAGCAUCAACGACGCAGCGACCUAUGACAAGCUCCACGUGUUCGACUACGGGUCGCUCCGAGAGAGUGCCACCGUGCAGCCCGGGACAGCGCUCACGCGGCCCUUUGCUUCACCCGUUGGCAGGAUAGGCAGCCUCAUCUGCUUCGAUCUUCGCUUCCCCGAGGCCAGCACGGCCCUCGCGCAGCCGGGGCCCUCGAGUUCGUGGCGGGAUGGCCCCGCGCAGAUCCUCACCUUUCCGAGCGCGUUCACCCUGCGAACGGGCGAGGCGCACUGGGAGACGCUGCUGCGCGCGAGGGCGAUUGAGACGCAGAGCUGGGUGGUCGCCUCGGCGCAGGUGGGACAGCACAACGACAAGAGGGCGAGCUACGGCAAGAGCAUUGUCGUUGAUCCGUGGGGCAAGGUUAUGGUGCGACUGGGCGGUGUCAAGGACGCCGAGGGGGGGAACGGCGAGGCAGAGGACGGAGCGGUUGGGGCCAUUGGGUUUGUGGACAUUGACAUUGACGAGGUCGAGCGCGUGAGGAGGCAGAUGCCUUUGCAAAGGCGAUGGGACGUUUACCCAGAGCUAUGA
This is a messenger RNA of Emericellopsis cladophorae, 900 nucleotides long. RefSeq names its product carbon-nitrogen hydrolase. The transcript is spliced from 4 exons. Gene Ontology annotation, molecular function: hydrolase activity, acting on carbon-nitrogen (but not peptide) bonds, in linear amides. The coding region runs from base 1 to 900 and encodes 299 amino acids. The record is from RefSeq and is a predicted model, not a curated record. NCBI's taxonomy places the organism in Eukaryota, Fungi, Ascomycota, Sordariomycetes, Hypocreales, Bionectriaceae.